CAUCGAUAGCGGCGCCACUCGAUAGUUUUGAAUGGAAUGAUUUAAAACAUAGAUACUAUCGAUGGUAUAUAAAAGUUUUUCAAAGGCUCAAAACUCAAAAUUGACAAUGAAUGCAAUAAAGUUUGAAAAUCAACGGGUGCAGUACAAGCGCUUAUACCAGGAGACGCAGUUAAAUUCUGAGUCAUCAAAGCUACUGGUGCUACCGGCAGCAAACUUGGGCGAAACUUUGAGGCUAAUUCCAGGCGCACACGAAUAUUUCAAUAUUUCUGACGAACUUGAACGCCUUGGUGAUCCAGGGAACAAUGGUGGAGAAGGAGAGGACGGGGACGACCAGGCUGACGAAGAAAACGAAGAAGAAGCAGCUCCGAAUGAAGAAGAUGGCGACGAGAUUAACGACGAAACAGAAGAAGAAGACGAUGACGAAGAUGACGAGGACGAAAAUGAGGAGGAAAGCUAUGAAGAACUUCGUCGUCACUAUAUCGACGGGCUACGACUCAACCCCUGUCCGGUCUGCUCCAGAUUGGACAUGCUGGCGCAACUACAACCACUCAUUGGUUCACGUUUACCGAUCGUAGUGACUCAGCGUACACAUCCAACAUUUGAAAUUGGACAUUUUGAGAGGUAUUAUGUGAGUGGGCACGAACCUCUCAUCGGGAGUGACCCAGCAUAUCAACUGUGGACUAGAAUGCGACGAGCUGGAUAUUCAACCGAUCAGUGGCCAGAGUCGACUAGCCAGUUUGGGAGGAUGCAGAUGCUGCCAGCAACUCCAAAUCCAGCAAAUCCACGAAGAGAUGCCUAUAUUCAAACCGGAGCUUUUGGGAGAGAAAUAGUAUAUCCUCCCAACGGGGAGGUGAAUCGAUGGAAUUUUUAUAGUCCACGCGGAGAGCUGACUUCAACCGAAUAUUCGCCGAUGGUAGAGUAUCAAAGAUCGGAUCCCAACACAGAAAACCCACCCAGAAAUCGCUUUGAUUAUAGCGGAUACAGAGUCGGAGAUACUUUUUUAUAUUCUCCACCAAUCCCUGGAUCCAAUCUGCCAGCAUCCCAUCAGCCGGAUUCCGUGCGAUCUUCAAAUGCACUCCAGUCGUAUCCAUCACACAGAGAGGCGUCUGCUUUCGCCAUAGUGGAUCCAAACAAUGCAAAUCCACCCGGAAACUGCUUUGAUUAUAGCGGAUAUAGAGUCGGAGAUACUUUUUUAUAUUCUCCACCAAUCCCUGGAUCCAAUCAGCCAGCAUCCCAUCAGCCGGAUUCCGUGCGAUCUUCAAAUGCACUCCAGUCGUAUCCAUCACACAGAGAGGCGUCUGCUUUCGCCAUAGUGGAUCCAAACAAUGCAAAUCCACCCAGAAAUCGCUUUGAUUAUAGCGGAUAUAGAGUCGGAGAUACUUUUUUAUAUUCUCCACCAAUCCCUGGAUCCAAUCAGCCAGCAUCCCAUCAGCCGGAUUCCGUGCGAUCUUCAAAUGCACUCCAGUCGUAUCCAUCACACAGAGAGGCGUCUGCUUUCGCCAUAGUGGAUCCAAACAAUGCAAAUCCACCCAGAAACCGCUUUGAUUAUAGCGGAUAUAGAGUCGGAGAUACUUUUUUAUAUUCUCCACCAAUCCCUGAAUCCAAUCAGCCAGCAUCCCAUCAGCCGAAUUCCGUGCGAUCUUCAAAUGCACUCCAAUCGUAUCCAUCACACAGAGAGGCGUCUUCUUUCGCCAUAGUGGAUCCAAACAAUGCAAAUCCACCCAGAAACCGCUUUGAUUAUGGCGGACUUAGAGUCGGAGAUAUUUUCUUACAUUCUCCCUCAAUCCCUGGAUCUUAUCAGCCAGCACCCUUUCGGUCGGAUUUCGUGCGAUCUUCAAAUGCACUCCAGUCGUAUCCAUCACACAGACAGGCGUCUGCUUUUGCCAUAGUGGAUCCAAACAAUGCAAAUCCACCCAGAAAUCGCUUUGAUUAUAGCGGAUAUAGAGUCGGAGAUACUUUUUUAUAUUCUCCACCAAUCCCUGGAUCCAAUCAGCCAGCAUCCCAUCAGCCGGAUUCCGUGCGAUCUUCAAAUGCACUCCAGUCGUAUCCAUCACACAGAGAGGCGUCUGCUUUCGCCAUAGUGGAUCCAAACAAUGCAAAUCCACCCAGAAACCGCUUUGAUUAUAGCGGAUAUAGAGUCGGAGAUACUUUUUUAUAUUCUCCACCAAUCCCUGGAUCCAAUCAGCCAGCAUCCCAUCAGCCGGAUUCCGUGCGAUCUUCAAAUGCACUCCAGUCGUAUCCAUCACACAGAGAGGCGUCUGCUUUCGCCAUAGUGGAUCCAAACAAUGCAAAUCCACCCAGAAAUCGCUUUGAUUAUAGCGGAUAUAGAGUCGGAGAUACUUUUUUAUAUUCUCCACCAAUCCCUGGAUCCAAUCAGCCAGCAUCCCAUCAGCCGGAUUCCGUGCGAUCUUCAAAUGCACUCCAGUCGUAUCCAUCACACAGAGAGGCGUCUGCUUUCGCCAUAGUGGAUCCAAACAAUGCAAAUCCACCCAGAAACCGCUUUGAUUAUAGCGGAUAUAGAGUCGGAGAUACUUUUUUAUAUUCUCCACCAAUCCCUGGAUCCAAUCAGCCAGCAUCCCAUCAGCCGAAUUCCGUGCGAUCUUCUAAUGCACUCCAGUCGUAUCCAUCACACAGAGAGGCGUCUGCUUUCGCCAUAGUGGAUCCAAACAAUGCAAAUCCACCCAGAAAUCGCUUUGAUUAUAGCGGAUAUAGAGUCGGAGAUACUUUUUUAUAUUCUCCCUCAAUCCCUGGAUCUUAUCAGCCAGCACCCUUUCGGUCGGAUUUCGUGCGAAAUGCACUCCAAUCGGAUCCAUCAUACAGAGAGGCUCGAACUCGAACUUCAUGUAUAUGCCACCAUCGGAAUUGUCCUCAAUUCGGUGCUCAGUUUGAAGCUGCUAGACCCCGACGUGUAUUAUCAAGCAGACAGUUUAACACGUAUACCCCCUCGGGACGCCUUGUACCUCAAUCCUGGUACCAUGCCUUGCAACACGCUGCACUGUUGCGGCUGUUGCAGUUUAACACGUAUACCCCCUCGGGACGCCUUGUACCUCAAUCCUGGUACCAUGCCUUGCAACACGCUGCACUGUUGCGGACUACACCUAGAGAGCAGUCGGCAAACCAAUAUUCACCCAUCAGACAGGAUGUAGCCCGACCACACUUGCAUGGUCCCUAUGAGCCGCUGCUGGCCCAUCGCCUGGCCAAUGCAGUGGAAUAUGGCCUAUGCACUGCUGAAGACGACGACGACGGUCAGACUACACUGUUGAUGAACGACGUCCUAGAUCAGAUAGUAAGACUGCGACCCGAAUUAAUGGAACAACCCAACGAUGAUAACAACGAACCGAUUAAUCCCUUGGACGAGCGUGAAGCGAAUAUAAGAGAAGAGCAGAAGAUGCUCUGGGAAGUUUGUAAGAGUCGCCGCAAUGACAAGUAAUUGAAAGAAUAACUGCAGGAGACAAGCUAGACGACAAAGAAAAAAAAAAAUUUUAAAAUUUAUACAAGUGUUAUAUACCCGCACAAGAUAGUUUCUAAAAAUUACUUAUACCUAUAUGUUUCGAUAUUUUCAAAGACAACCCCACGUUAAUUUUAUCUGUAUUAUUCAAAUUUCCAAAAUCUGUCAGUAACUUUGUUUGUCGCGAGAAAAAUGGCGAAGAAUAAUAAAAAUAAUAAUAUAAUAAAUAAUAUAAAUAAAUAAAAUAAAAGUCGAGAUCGAUUCCAAAGCUGACGAAGGUACCACAUGUGUGGUUUAUAUUAAAUUGUAUAAUCAUUGUAUUCCCUUUUUAGAUGGUGUCCAGGGAUGCCGAUGAAGUAAAAGUAGACGAGGCACCUGCCGCUGUGGAAAGGGAAAGCUGCUAAGCCUAAGGGGCUGACAAGGACCUAGCUCUUCUCCAUUUGAAAGUGUAAAUGCUCAAUUGGUGGAUAUUUUCAGUGACAGCGAAAGCUUUUGCAGCUGAAAGAAAAACGUCUCGAAGUGAGGAUAUAUUACAAACAUUAUUUAUAUAUAAAUAAACAAAUAUUGCUUGAACUUUUAACGAUAUUUCGAUAUUUAUGAUUUUACCAACGUUUUUUUUAUCGGCAAGGGCCCCCCACCAUGGGAGCAGCUGAUUAAAAUGAGAUUCAAACUAAAAGUCCACAUUUCUAAUCUAACUGACACUUUUACAGCGCUAUUUUACCGUCGAUGGGUUUUCUGUUAAAAAUCCUCGUAAAAUAAUAAGACAGGACAUCACAUUAAUCACUGAAUUCUUGGACCUCUACAUCGCUGUCCACAUCGGGCCCAUCAUCGCUCAGGUCUUCCUCUUCGUUGUCCUGCAUCUCCCCGGGCACUCCCAGCUGGAGACGUUUCCGCUGCAGCAGGGCGAACCAACUGAGUCGAGUCUCGCACAGCGGACACUCGCCACCAAUGGGUAUGUAUUGUCCGGGCUCAUCGCCCAGCAGAUAGCUGGCGAGGCACAGCAUGUGGCAGGUCAGCCGGCAAAAGGGAUUGGUGCAGCCCAGCCGGGAGUGCUCCGGCUGUUCGAUGCUUUGCAUGCAGAGGUGACACUCGUGGGCCCAGGCAACAGGCGGAGCAGUACCGGUAGCCUCCUCCAGUUUACGCUGCGAGGCGGAGAUGGACACCUUGCCGCUGACAAUCUCCAUGUGGCAGGGUAUCGGCAGGUCAAACGCACGCUCAUAGUCCGUUUCCAGCCAGCGGAUGGUGAGUGCCAGACGAUGCCACGGCCCCACGCCCAGCAUGCGAUUGAGAAUCCUAAAAUUGUAAUCAAAAUGCGUCUCCUUGGGCUUUUUGCGCUUCAGAUCGGAAAAGAUCUUCAAGCGGGUGGAGAGCGUGGGCUGAUGCCAAGCCCACUCGAACUGCAGGGCCGAGAUAUUGUUGGGAAAGCCAUGGACAAUCAUGACCAUCUGCCAGGGACCCUUCUUGCUGGUCUUCUUUGCUCCACCGAAAUCGCAGCCACGAUUAUGCUGCUUGAUACGUCGCUUGGGAUUGACGGUGAAGC
Messenger RNA from Drosophila miranda, 4988 nucleotides. RefSeq lists its product as uncharacterized. Bases 62 to 3430 code for a protein of 1122 amino acids. The record is from RefSeq and is a predicted model, not a curated record. The transcript has 4 exons. Lineage: Eukaryota; Metazoa; Arthropoda; Insecta; Diptera; Drosophilidae.